Penicillium taxi is the source of this 837-nucleotide messenger RNA. Its product is annotated as SGNH/GDSL hydrolase family protein. Gene Ontology annotation, molecular function: triacylglycerol lipase activity. The annotation marks the transcript as partial. The transcript is spliced from 3 exons. Gene Ontology annotation, biological process: triglyceride catabolic process. Lineage: Eukaryota; Fungi; Ascomycota; Eurotiomycetes; Eurotiales; Aspergillaceae. The record is from RefSeq and is a predicted model, not a curated record.
AUGAUGAUCCUUUUGAGGAUCCAGUAUCCACUGAAGGCGGGACUAGGAACCGGUUCUACCUCUACAGACUCCUGUCGCAUUGGAUCAAGCAGCUACGGCCAGUUGAUCUAUAAUAGCUUGGAUGACUCUAACCUUACUUUCCAAAAUCUGGCUUGCUCUGGAGACAAAUUCAACGGGCUGUACAACAAAAUUGAGUUGUGGGAAAACCCGAAUAAUGCCAGUUUCGGAACUUUGUCCAUUGGUGGUAAUGAUCUUGGAUUCACAGAUAUCAUUAAACACUGUCUCCUCAGGUGGUACCGUUCUCCUGUGCUUUACUGGGACCGCUGGUGGUGCUCGCAUUAUAAAGCAGCUGCGACAGCCCUGAUAGCGGAUACAAGCGAAGAUGGCUUUCAAUAUCAGUUGAAGGAGAUCUAUAAAAAUAUCUCAACGAAAGCUGGAGAUACAGAAUUCGAUCUCUACGUCACCGGAUACCCUCAAUUUUUCAAUGGUGAUAACGAGGAUUGUAAUUACACUACCUUUAUGUGGGGCUGGGAGCAUUACUAUUCGGGCAGUUUCGCCGAUUGGCUAAAAUCAGACCCCCGUGAAGUUUGGCUGACUACCGACGUGAGACAAGAGUUCAAUGAUAUCGUUCAAAGUGCGAAUCAGGCCAUCGAGGCCGCAGUCAAGACAGCAAAUACAGAGAUUGGUACUUCUGUCAUUCAUUACGUCGACGUUGAUACCUCUUUUGAAGGUCAUAGGUGGUGUGAGGAGGGAGUUCAUGAGCCAGAUCCUGAUAACGUGAAUACAUACUUUUUCCUAAGUGGUUGGAAAGAUGUUACUGAGUCUGGCACCAUUACG